Girardinichthys multiradiatus is the source of this 2401-nucleotide messenger RNA. RefSeq names its product NAD(P)(+)--arginine ADP-ribosyltransferase 2-like. The transcript has 3 exons. The record is from RefSeq and is a predicted model, not a curated record. Gene Ontology annotation, molecular function: NAD+-protein-arginine ADP-ribosyltransferase activity; NAD+ poly-ADP-ribosyltransferase activity. Bases 134 to 952 code for a protein of 272 amino acids. NCBI's taxonomy places the organism in Eukaryota, Metazoa, Chordata, Actinopteri, Cyprinodontiformes, Goodeidae.
GGUUUCCCGAUUUUAGUCAGUCAAGAUUUUUGAGUUCGUGUACUUUAUCACUCAUCCAACAGAAACCCUUUUUGAGGCAUUCAUCUAUAUAGAAACUCUUUCUGCAUCUCAGGUGAUUGUAUUGUGAGACAAGAUGGCAAAGCUGGCAAUUUGGACAGUAGUCUUGCUUUCAUUUGGAUUCUGUAGUGGGUUUCUGCCAUUACAGUGGAUGAAGAAGAGCUCUUCAUUCCCUCUGGAUAUGGCUCCAAACUCUGUUGAUGACAUGUACAAUGGCUGUGAAGAUCAAAUGAACAAAAUAGUAACGCCUCUGCUAAAUAGGGAGAACAACGGGGAAUUUAAAGAUGCCUGGCUUAAGGCAGAGCAAUACUAUAACAUGAAGUGGGCGAAUACCAAUAUACUGAAGAAAGAAGAAAUCAUGGCUCUUUAUUCAUACACUCUCGAGAAUCCACCGUUGUACGAUGAAUUCAAUAAGGCAGUACGAACACAAAACCGUCAGUACAAAACAAAUCAAUUUAAAUUUUACGCACUGCAUUUCUUUCUCACUAUGGCCCUGCGCUCUCUCAAAAGCAAGGCAAAAGAGUGUAUCACCACUUACCGGAGAACAAAAAGCAAAUUUGAAACGGAUGUCAACAAAGAGAUUCGAUUUGGUGCUUUUACCUCCAGCUCGGUGGGUUCUUAUCCUUCUACUAAAUUUGGAAAAGAGUCAUGCUUUGAGAUUUCCACUUGCUUUGGAGCAGAAAUCUCAAAGUUCUCCAGGUUUGAAUCAGAAAAUGAGGUCCUGAUCCCUCCAUAUGAGGUUUUUAAAAUAACAGACAUAAAGAAAAGGUCCCUGAUGAGCUGGAAACUUCCAUGCAAAGUUGUCUAUAAACUGAAGAGCACAAGAAAUCCACAUUCCAAUUUAAACUGUGCUUUUCCAAGAAUAUCUGCCGGGAUAUUCGAGUCCAAGAAAUAAAAGUAAGGCUUUGCAGAGAUGGACAUAAUUGGACAGAUUUUGUUUAGGAUACGGGCAACCUGAAAGCUGAAUUUAUAAAAAAGCCAGAAAACAUUUGAUACAUUAGUUAGUGCUACAACCAUUAACUUUGUGUUUACUUUGCUUGCUAUUGCAUAAAAAGUUAUCCCGAACCCAUAUUGCUGUGCUUUUUCUAUGUCAGAACUCCUAGCCUGUCACAGCAAAUUGAGACUUAAACUGAGUCAAGUACUACGGGUACGGAAGUCCAGAAAUGCAUAAAUGAUUAUAUAAACAUGUCAUUAGCUACAUAAACUUGAAAACAAAUACAUAUAUAAUUCACAUUGAAUUGAAUAAAAAAUCCAAUAAACAUGUUAUAUUUACAAAUAAAGAAUAUAUUAAUACUUCAGCAGGUACUUUAUUAUUUCAUGGUUGCGGGUUGCAGCACAUCAGUUUGUUUCGUCUGACAGCCUCAGUAAAUAAAGUCAAAGGGCAGGCCUGUGAAUUCUAACCAAUCAUGUCAGAGUCUAUAUGGCAAGCUACAGCUUAAAACAUUUUAAGGUGGACAUCAGUAAAGCAACCAUAAUAACUUUACAAAAUACAGAAAAAAGGAUUCCAACAUAUAUUAAUUGCAACUUUUAAUUAAACAAUUUUACAGUUAAUUACUUAAUAAUGUAUUCAUUUAAUUAUUUUCAUCCUGUCUUCGUCGUAUAGAAGAGGUUAAGCAGAUUUCAACAAAACAUAAAUAAGUUUUGUCUGAAUGUGACCCAAACAGGUCCAGGCUGUGUGGUUUCUAUGUAAGUCGUAGAAGUUCGAGUGGCAACCAAAUAAAAGGCAGAGCACUUUGUUUCUGUUACUGCAUGAAGACACAUUAAAUUAUUGACCUUUGACAAUGAUUAAUUAAUGAAUUUCUGUAAUUCUACUUUUAAUGUAUUUAUGACUUGCAGAACUAAUUGUUUUAACUAUUUCUAUAUUUAUUACAUUUUGGAACUUUGGAGCUGAAUACUCAGCUGAAAGCAUCUUUGUGCCAAAAGGCAGUCAUUCCUUACGACUGUCGCUACAUGCUUGCUCAAGAUACUAAGUCAAUAACUCAAAGCAAUUAGCUCAGCCUCAUUAGAUAGAUAACGUUUUUACUGAGUGGCAUAAAAUGAUGAUCAGCAUUCGACAAUAUUGAAUUAAAAUUUGAUUUGAACUGUACUGUAUAUGUAACUUGAUCUAUAUCUGACUGCAUGACUGGAUUGUAUUGGAUUAUUAUGAUUCGAAUUUGAAGGAAAAUGUAUGCAAUGUGAUUAGAUAUAAAUUUGACCUGUUUGUCUUAUAAAACAAGAUGACAUUUGUUGUUAAUUGGUGGUCUAUACAUUAAUUGAAUUGAGCCAAAACUCUUUAAAUGCAUUUUCUCUACCUUUGUUAUAUUUCCUGAUUGAUUUUUCUGCUUAAUAAACUUUACAAAACGAA